Molecule: messenger RNA, 824 nt
Organism: Umbelopsis ramanniana AG
Lineage: Eukaryota; Fungi; Mucoromycota; Umbelopsidomycetes; Umbelopsidales; Umbelopsidaceae
Exons: 1
Coding region: 112-714 (200 amino acids)
Biological process (GO): 'de novo' IMP biosynthetic process
Cellular component (GO): cytoplasm
Molecular function (GO): phosphoribosylglycinamide formyltransferase activity
Source: RefSeq, a predicted model, not a curated record
UUGUGACAGCGGAUUGGGAAACCCUACCCGUCCAGAUUUUUGCACACUACCGAAAAUUUAAGCCGAGAUAUUUUUUUAGCAAGCUUGUCAAUAUCCCAUUCUUCAAAAACCAUGCCACGCAUCGUCGUUCUCAUUUCAGGCAGUGGUACCAAUUUGCAAGCUAUUAUAGAUGCCACUCAACGAGGUGAUCUGAAGGCCGAAAUCGCUUUGGUGGUGUCUAACAAGCAAGCUGCUUAUGGCUUGAAGCGGGCUGAAGCUGCGGGUAUUCCUACCAAGGUGUUCUCGCUUAAGCGAUUCAAGGACCAAGGCAAAUCUCGCGUUGAAUUUGACGUUCAUGUUGCCAACUCCAUUGCUGAAUAUAAACCCGAUUUGGUCGUCCUUGCUGGUUGGAUGCAUAUCUUGUCACCAGAGUUCUUACAAGUCUUCCCCAACAAUGUCAUCAACCUCCACCCUGCUUUGCCCGGUCAAUUUGACGGAGCACACGCCAUUGAACGCGCUUACGACGCUUUUAAGAAGGGAGAGAUUACCGAGACCGGCGUCAUGGUGCACAAGGUCAUCGCUGCCGUCGAUCAAGGUCAAGUCAUCAUGAAGGAGCCUGUGCCAAUAUACAGCUCUGACUCACUGGAAGAUCUUGAGAAUAGAAUUCACUCAGUUGAACAUGGAUUGAUCGUCAAAGGUGCUCAAGCGUUCCUCGAUCAACUUACUUCAUCAUAGAUCGAUCGAAUAUCUACAUAAUAUUGUUUGUCCUGUCGUGCCUCUAUCACACAGUAACAGCCCCGCCUUGGUUUUCACCCAUUCACCCUCCCUCCUGAGCUAUUUCCUCA